AUGGCCACCCCGAAGCCUUACCAGAUCUCUAUUGCAGACGCUAACUUGGAAGACCUGCAACAGCGACUGAGGCUGACCAAGCUCCCACCUCAGCUCGAGAGCAAGGAUGAGUGGCAAUUCGGCGUUCCAGUGGGCGAGGUGAGGCGAUUGCUUGAUCACUGGAAGAAUAGAUUCAACUGGAGGCAGCAGGAGGAAGAGCUGAACCAACUGCCACACUUCAUCACCAAGGCCACCGUCGAUGGUUUCGGAGAUCUGGACAUCCACUUUGUGCAUCAAAGGAGAAAUGUUCAAGGGGCAAUCUCCCUGCUCUUUUCGCACGGCUGGCCUGGGUCGUUCGUCGAGGUCACCAAACUACUACGACAACUCAACAAGCAACCCGAUGGUCCUCACUUCCAUGUUGUCGCUCCUUCUCUGCCAAACUUUGGUUUUUCCAGUGGAGUCACAAAGCACGGCUUCGGCCUGCCGCAGUAUGCUGAGACAUUCCACAAACUUAUGCUUCAGCUAGGAUACCAUGAGUACGUGACACAAGGAGGCGACUGGGGAUUCUCGGUCACCCGUGCAAUUGGAACGUUGUACCCCAAGCAUUGCAAAGCAUCUCAUAUCAACAUGGCUCUCGUGGGACCUCCAAAGUGGAUUACCAACCCCGUACAAGCUUUGCAGCAUGCAGUAACGCCGUACACUGCACAGGAGAGGGCAGCACUUGCUAGAACCGAAUGGUUUUAUCGCAACAGCUACGGCUACAACCUGUUACAAUCGACCAAGCCCCAAACGAUCGGCUUCGCACUUGCCGACAGCCCUGCCGCCCUUCUCGCCUGGGUCUACGAGAAGCUCCACGACUGGACGGACUCGUACGCCUGGUCAGACGAUGAGAUUCUGACCUGGGUCUGCAUCUACUGGUUCUCCACUGCUGGACCCGCGACAAGCGUGCGGAUCUACUACGAGGCCACGCACGCUUCGUCUGAGUUGAACAUGACUACCCAGUCGCUCACUGGGUGGGUUCCGCAUGUGCCAUUGGGCAUUGCACACUUUCCCAAGGACAUACACGUCGUCCCCAGUUCCUGGGCGAAGACGCUUGGUCCCGUGUCCUUUGAGAGUGAGCAUUCUCGUGGAGGUCACUUUGCUACGUUGGAAGAGCCUGCAGCUGUGGCAGCGGACCUCGUGGCGAUGUUCGAACGUGGCGGGCCGUGCUUUGGAGUUGUGUCCUCCGCGAGUGGGUACAAAGACUAG
This is a messenger RNA of Saxophila tyrrhenica, 1227 nucleotides long. RefSeq lists its product as uncharacterized. The record is from RefSeq and is a predicted model, not a curated record. NCBI's taxonomy places the organism in Eukaryota, Fungi, Ascomycota, Dothideomycetes, Mycosphaerellales, Extremaceae. Gene Ontology annotation, biological process: epoxide metabolic process. The coding region runs from base 1 to 1227 and encodes 408 amino acids. Gene Ontology annotation, molecular function: epoxide hydrolase activity. The transcript is spliced from 4 exons.